This is a messenger RNA of Sapajus apella (tufted capuchin), 1625 nucleotides long. It is a transcript of the gene FCN3, whose product is annotated as ficolin 3. The transcript has 13 exons. The record is from RefSeq and is a predicted model, not a curated record. The coding region runs from base 72 to 1502 and encodes 476 amino acids. NCBI's taxonomy places the organism in Eukaryota, Metazoa, Chordata, Mammalia, Primates, Cebidae.
UCCGCGGAGCCCAAUCUGGGACCGACGCGCCUCGCCGCUGGCCGCCGACCCCGGCCCCUGCCCCCGAGCCCAUGGAGGCGCCGGGACCCCGCGCCGUGAGGACUGUGCUCUGUGGCGGCUGCUGCUGGCUCCUCCUGUGUGCCCAGCUGGCUGUGGCUGGUAAAGGAGCUCGAGGCUUUGGGCGGGGAGCCCUGAUCCGCCUGAACAUCUGGCCAGCGGUCCAAGGGGGCUGCAAACAGCUGGAGGUCUGUGAGCACUGCGUGGAGGGAGACAGAGCGAGCAAUCUCUCCGGCUGCGUGUGGGAGCAGUGCCGGCCAGAAGAGCCAGGACACUGUGUGGCCCAAGCUGAGGUGGUCAAGGAAGGUUGCUCCACCUACAACCGCUCAGAGGCAUGUCCAGCUGCUCACCACCACCCCACCUAUGAACCGAAGACAGUCACAACAGGGAGCCCCCUAGUCCCUGAGGCCCACAGCCCUGGAUUUGAUGGAGCCAGCUUUAUUGGAGGCGUCGUGCUGGUGUUGAGCCUACAGGCAGUGGCUUUCUUUGUGCUGCGCUUUCUCAAGGCCAAGGACAGCACCUACCAAACACUUGGCCCCAGCAUGAUGGGCCUACUACGGAUCCUGCUCUCCCUGUGGCUCCUCCUGCUUGGGGGGCCUGCCUGCCUAAAGACCCAGGACCACCCCAGCUGCCCAGGACCCAGGGAACUGGAAGCCAGCAAAGUUGUCCUCCUGCCCAGUUGUCCUGGAGCUCCAGGAAGUCCUGGGGAGAAGGGGGCCCCAGGUCCUCAAGGACAACCUGGACCACCUGGCAAGAUGGGCCCCAAGGGUGAGCCAGGAGAUCCAGCAAACCUGCUCCGGUGCCAGGAAGGCCCCAGAAACUGCAGGGAGCUGUUAAGCCAGGGUGCCACCUUGAGUGGCUGGUACCAUCUGUGUCUACCUGGGGGCAGGGCCCUCCGAGUCUUUUGUGACAUGGACACCGAGGGGGGCGGCUGGCUGGUGUUUCAGAGGCGCCAGGAUGGUUCUGUGGAUUUCUUCCGCUCUUGGUCCUCCUACAAAGCAGGUUUUGGGAACCAGGAGUCUGAAUUCUGGCUGGGAAACGAGAAUUUGCACCAGCUUACUCUCCAGGGUACCUGGGAGCUUCGGGUAGAGCUGGAAGACUUUAAUGGCAACCGUACUUUCGCCCAGUAUGCAACCUUCCGCCUCCUCGGGGAGGUAGACCACUACCAGCUGGUGCUGGGCAAGUUUUCAGGGGGCACUGCAGGGGAUUCCCUGAGCUUCCAUAGUGGGAGGCCCUUUACCACCUAUGACGCUGACCAUGAUUCGAGUGGGAGCAACUGUGCAGUGAUUGUCCACGGUGCCUGGUGGUAUGCAUCCUGUUAUCGAUCCAAUCUCAAUGGUCCCUACGCAACGUCUGAGGCUGCUGCCCACAAAUAUGGCAUUGACUGGGCCUCGGGCCGUGGUGUGGGCCACCCCUACCGCAGGGUUCGGAUGAUGCUUCGAUAGGGCACUCUGGCAGCCAGUGCCCUUAUCUCUCCUGUACAACUUCCAGACCCUCAGCCACCUCCCCUUUGCCAACCACCUCUGCUUGCCUGUCCACAUUUUAAAAUAAAAUCAUUUUAACCCUUU